AUAAAGACAAGCACCGGCUCGUGACUCAAUCAAAACUAGCUUUUACCGGAACUAUCAAGAGCUGAUGCGCCUGGUUUUUACGCGGAAUUUAUAGGAAUAUAACUGAACGGAAAGAGUAGCUACGUUCAUAUGGUUAUUUAGCUUUCCAAAGCUAGCUAAAUUUGUUGAAGUUCAAACGAAUCGUUUCCAGUGACUGUAUAUUUCAUGAUCCCGCGCACUGGUUCUAUAUUUGUUAGUCUUCCUUUUCAUCAUUGACUACUUUUGCGACGUGUGGAUGUUCUGCCAUUCACCUACAUUGACUGUUGAACAAUGGGUGACCGUUUAGUCCGCAUGAUAGCCCAGAGCCAAAGAAACCCUAACAAAGAUAGUAAAAUUACAGGAUAGCAAUACGCCCACACUUUACUUCACCAUAAUUUAUUUCUGUUCAGUCAGGGACAACUCAUAGGCUACACCCAGUGAGUUUAGUUAACCCUCAAACCCCUACUGGUUAGGGUCUUGAAGAGAAGUUACUGUAUACACACAUUGAUACCUCAUUUAAUUUUGCUGUUUGUGAACAUCACAUCUAUUUUCAUAUACAUUCCCUUAUAUUGUGAAGCAAAUCAAUCUUUAGAGAAAUCAAUCACGCACAAUGGUUUCGACAACUCUCGCCACCCUCACCCUGACGGGCACCACACUAGGGAUAAUGGCCCAGGUCACUGGUGGACCACUGACAGACUACAUGUGGCUCCUCAUAGUUGGCUUUAUCAUCGCCUUCAUCCUAGCCUUUUCUGUGGGGGCCAAUGACGUGGCGAACUCGUUUGGCACGGCAGUGGGCUCUGGAGUGGUCACCUUGCGGCAGGCCUGCAUCCUGGCCACUAUCUUUGAGACCGUUGGCUCUGUGCUUCUGGGAGCCAAGGUCAGCGAGACCAUCCGCAAGGGCAUCAUCGACGUUGGCAUGUACAACGGCUCUGAGCACGUGCUGAUGGCUGGCUCUGUCAGUGCCAUGUUUGGUUCUGCGGUAUGGCAGUUGGUGGCCUCUUUUCUCAAGCUGCCGAUCUCAGGUACCCACUGCAUUGUGGGUGCUACCAUUGGCUUCUCUCUGGUGGCCAGAGGUCAACAGGGGGUCAGGUGGCUGGAACUCCUCCGGAUUGUUGUCUCCUGGUUCCUCUCCCCCCUUCUGUCUGGCAUCAUGUCAGGUGUCCUUUUCUACUUUGUACGCAUGUUCAUCUUGCACAAGAAAGACCCCGUGCCCAACGGUCUGAAGGCCCUGCCUGUCUUCUAUGCUGUCACCAUGAUGAUCAACCUGUUCUCCAUCAUCUUCACUGGAGCUCCAAUGCUUGGAUUUGACAAGGUCCCAUGGUGGGGCACACUGCUCAUCUCUUUGACCUGUGGUGUGCUUACCGCCCUGUUGGUCUGGUUCAUUGUUUGCCCACGUCUCAAGAAGAAGAUUGAACGAAAAAUCAAGUCUUCCAGCCCCUCUGAGAGUCCACUGAUGGAUAAGAGGGAGCUGAGGGAGGAACCUGUACCCUGUACCAUCCUGAAACCUGUCCCUGAGGAGCCCCCUUCACCCCCUUCCCCCGUUGACCCAGACUCCCCCUCCCAGCUUCCCCAAGAGGAUCGCAGGGUAACCUUUGACAUUGGAGAUUCUGAUGAUGGCGACAAUAAGGAAGGCAAGGAGUCUGAGAAUGUCCAAAAAGUGCAGUUCAGUAAUGAUGUGCAGUUCAGUAACGGCCCAGCCCACGUCCCCAGCAAUGGUUACAGCCAGUACCACACUGUGCACAAGGACUCUGGCCUCUACAAGGACCUGCUGCACAAGCUCCACCUUGCCAAGGUAGGUGACUGCAUGGGCGAGACUGGCGACAGACCCAUCCGCCGCAACAACAGCUACACCUCUUACACCAUGGCCAUCAUCGGCAUGCACGGGGACUUCCGGCCCAAAGAGGGCGAGUUCCACGCCAGCGAGGACAAGGGUACAGAAGAGAAGAAGAAGCGUGUACGCAUGGACAGCUACACCAGCUACUGCAAUGCUGUGGCUGAGCACGGGGCUCCUGAGGGCAUGGGGGAAGCAGAGGUGACUCUGGAGAUGGGAGAGGAGGAUGCUGGCAGCAGCCGCAGCUCUCUGGAGGAGGAUAGGCAGGACCGGGACCGCCCUGAGGUCUCUGAACUUUUCAGGUUUCUCCAGAUCCUCACUGCCUGCUUUGGCUCCUUUGCCCAUGGAGGCAACGACGUCAGCAAUGCCAUUGGUCCUUUGGUAGCUCUGUGGUUGGUUUACAAUAGUGGUUCAGUUAACUCCAGCGCCCCGACACCCAUCUGGCUGCUGUUGUACGGAGGAGUUGGCAUCUGCCUCGGUCUCUGGGUGUGGGGUCGCAGGGUUAUCCAGACCAUGGGCAAGGACCUCACCCCCAUCACUCCCUCCAGUGGUUUCAGCAUUGAACUUGCCUCAGCCCUGACCGUUGUGGUUGCCUCCAAUAUUGGCUUGCCUGUCUCCACCACCCACUGUAAGGUGGGCUCUGUGGUAGCGGUUGGCUGGCUGCGCUCCAGGAAGGGUGUGGACUGGCGUCUGUUCCGGAACAUCUUUUUGGCCUGGUUUGUUACUGUGCCCAUUUCAGGCCUGAUCAGCGCUGCCAUCAUGGCCCUCUUCACCUACGUCAUCCUGUGAGCCUAGGGCUGCCUGCACCCCAUAACAGGGGAGGAGAGAACAAGUGCCCACUCGUGAUGGGGGGGGGGAGAAGGGGUUGGAAGGUGGAUGUAGCCUGCUAACCCCAUGCCAACAUACCGAAGGAGGGGAAUACAUCAAAGGAAAAAAACGGACGUUGUGAUAUGGGCCUGUGGUUCUUGGCUGCAUAAUUUCCAACCUUAAGUUAUGAUUGUGUUCGUUAAUGCGCCAGAUCACUUCCAAUGGGAACAUUUUUGUUUUCUUUGUCAUUGUUUUUUUCCCUGACUUGGCAGAAUUUCUUUUUCAAUGCUCAUGAUCUUGUAAAAAAUAGCUAAUCAAAUCAACAGUAAAAAAAAAAUCCUAUACUCCACUACUUUUUUUUUUUACUGUGUAAUUAUGUACAUAUACCAUGUUCCUGUUUUUAUAAUCUUAUUUUACAAGUUUGGAUGACAAAACAACAAUUACAACGCAGUAUUAGCCUUUAGUGACGCUUCUAUUUCGCCUGUCAUACAUAACACAUGCUCAGAGUAACUUAGAAUAAACAGUAUAUUUUUAGGUUGAAAGUGAGGUUAUUGGUGUUCUUUCUCUACCUUUUUAAAUGCCAUUGUCAAGAGAAUGUGUUUGUCUUGUCACUAAACAAUUUUAAGAAUUGUGUGUACUUGGAACUGGUUGCCUUGUUUUUCCUUAUGUGCAUGGGAGUUUCAGUUUUCCCCUUGCCAUUUGCUGAAUGAACUGAGUUUGACUGUUGUUACUCAGCCAUUCUACAAAGCCCUUGGUCUGUAGAUAAGUACAGGAAAUGAUGUGCACGCCCCUCAGAGCUAAUUCUCUCAGCUUCUCCUCUGCUUUCUCAACUUGUUACAAUGAUCCCUCAGGUUUUCUGUACUUUCACUAUAUGAUUCUUGUGAAAGUUAUUCUAAAGAAAUUACACAUUUUAUGCAGUGUCAGGCAACCUCAUUUAACUGAAACCUGCUCAACAAGAAACCAGACUGAGUAGAGGCUGCAUUUGACAGGCAAAUCUAUCCCUUCCUCAUUGUAGGUCAACAACACAACACCCGGUUGUGGAUUAGACCCCUUUGUCUAUCCAGUUACCAUAAUGCUUUUGUUUUGAGCAUAGAUGGUGAUACUAGGCGACCUGACCUCUCACCUUACAAAGUUGAGCUCCCACCACCCUGGCUUUUGGGACAUCAUUAUUUAAUUGGGAAAAUGGCUAAAAUGUCUUCACGACAUGUUUAUAAAUUGUCUGAAACAGUACAGUCUAUUUUUAAUCUGGCAGGUUGAUAAAGACAAUUGUUUUUUAAUGGGAUCAUUGUAAAAAGUUUAAUUUCUCAACCUUUUCCCAAUUGUUUUGUUUUGCUGCAAGAAAAAUAUCUAGUACCAUAAGUAUCUAUUCUGGGUCUGCUUUGGUAUUAUUGAUGGUGAUGGCAGACCUUUUACCUGAAAACAAGGUAAAUCUGAAUAAAUGGAAUGUUGGUAAAUGUGGGGAGAGAGACACUUAAAUGAGGUCCUUAGAUUUCCUGUUUAAACUUGAUUGCAUCAAACUAGAUGGUGUAAUGCGUUAGUUCUGCUCAAGCCUUCUGUAGUCUGUUUCGCAAUUUAGCUGCAGAAUUGUAAUUUGCCUGUACUGUUGGUCUGAGGAAUGUGUACUUGCCAACACAUCAGGUUGCUCUUGCCACCAUCUCACAGCUAUGUUUUAUGUGUGGUUGAUGAGGUUAGUGUGAGAGACAUCAGGUUACUACCCUGAACCUGGUGGAUGUUUUUGACUGUGUGUGUGUGGACCUUGCCCAGAUGCUCUGUUGGAAAGAGGGGGGCAUGCAUUGCUGCUGUGAUGCCACCAAGAGUUGCGGUACUGAGCUGCUGCACUACUAAACUCAUUUAGAGUUAUAGUUGCCUUAAUAGUUUUUUUUUUUUUUUUAAGGCACCAAAGAAAAUACUGGUUUGUUAUGCACAGACAGAAUACAUUUGGAGGAAAAAAUAAAUAAAAAUGGAAAGCUA
Oncorhynchus gorbuscha (pink salmon) is the source of this 4627-nucleotide messenger RNA. RefSeq names its product sodium-dependent phosphate transporter 1-B-like. Gene Ontology annotation, cellular component: membrane. The transcript is spliced from 11 exons. Gene Ontology annotation, molecular function: phosphate transmembrane transporter activity. Gene Ontology annotation, biological process: phosphate ion transmembrane transport. The record is from RefSeq and is a predicted model, not a curated record. NCBI's taxonomy places the organism in Eukaryota, Metazoa, Chordata, Actinopteri, Salmoniformes, Salmonidae. Bases 629 to 2638 code for a protein of 669 amino acids.